Molecule: messenger RNA, 1716 nt
Organism: Echinops telfairi (small Madagascar hedgehog)
Lineage: Eukaryota; Metazoa; Chordata; Mammalia; Afrosoricida; Tenrecidae
Gene: TMEM119
Product: transmembrane protein 119
Exons: 2
Coding region: 285-1124 (279 amino acids)
Biological process (GO): positive regulation of bone mineralization; positive regulation of osteoblast differentiation; positive regulation of osteoblast proliferation
Cellular component (GO): plasma membrane
Source: RefSeq, a predicted model, not a curated record
GGGCGCUUUCUGAGCUGCUUCCAGUCUGCUGCUGACGGCUCAGCGAGGCCCCUCACCCUCCCACCGCAAGUUACAGAGGGGGACCGUCUGCAGAGCUGGAACACCAGGGGCCCGCCAACUUCCUGGCUGGCACUGUGGCCUGGCCUUACUGCUGCUGCCCACGCAGGGCUUCGCUGGGAGCGUUUCACAAUCGUCCUCGAAGAAACCCAUCUGGCCCACCGCCGGCUCCGUGGGGAGACGGUCCAGCUGCCUCUGGAUUUGAGGUGGAAGGCCCCAGAGACAACAUGGAGCGCCUGGCGGCCCCCACCCUGAUCUCCCUGCUGCUGCUGCUGCUUGCUGCGGCGGCCUCCGGGGCUCCCUCGGUGGGCCUGCAGGCCUCCUUCCUGGAGGAUGCAGGGGGCAGCGGGGAGGCCGAGGGCUCCUCCGCCUCCUCGCCCAGCCUGCCGCCAGCCGGGAUGCCGGCCUUCAGCGCCACGUCCGUGGGCCCCCCGCCCACGGUGCAGGCUGGGCCCCAGAGCCCCCCCAACUUCCUGGACGGGAUCUUGGACUUCUUCCAGCAUUACGUGCUGCUGGUCGCCGUGGUGGGCUCGCUGACGCUGCUGCUCGUGUGCGUCACCUGCGCGGCGCUCAUCACGCGCCAGAAGCACAAGGCCUCCGCCUACUACCCCUCCUCCUUCCCCAAGAAGAAGUACGUGGACCAGAGUGACCGCGCCGGCGGGCCUCGGGCCUUCAGCGAGGUCCCCGACCGGGCUCCGGAAGGCCGGCCCGACGAGGCGCUGGUCUCUUCCCAGCAGCUGCAGGCGGACAUCCUCGCGGCCACCCAGAACCUCAAGUCCCCCGUGAAGGCCACCCCCGGGGCUGGGGACGGAGCUGUUGUGGUUGAGCUAAAGGCCCAGGAGGAGGCGGAGGAGGCGGAGCAGGGGGAAGGUGGCCAGGAGGCAGACAAGGAGGCCCAGGCACCCGGUGUCCCAGCAGAGUGCCCUGAUGUGCCGGGGGUGCCCUGUGCAGCAGGGGCCCAGGAGGGCCUGGCAGUUGGUGAGGGCCAGGGGGAGCCAGAUGCUUUGCCUUUGUUAUCCCAGGAAGCUGGGGACCCCACGGGUUCCCCUGAAAGCCCCUGUGCAUAAGGCAGCAUCCGCCCCAACAUCCAGCCUCCUCCCUUCCCCACUGAGCUGUUAGCCCUGGCUGUUGGCGCCCAAGCAGUCCCCCUUCUUGGGCAUGAAGAAGCCCCGAGUGUCCUAGACCACCCCCUGUUGGCUGUUUCCUUCCACUUCCUAAGCGUCAGAGAAAUUGUUCUCUGUGGCUGUUAGGUCUCUUAGUGACCCAGUGCACAACAGAACAAAGCACUACUAGGUCUUACGCCGGCCUCACAAUGGCUUGGAGCCCGUUGUUACAGCUACUCUGUCUUCUCCUUCACUGCCCCUCUGCCCUACCAAGCAUGAUGUCCUUCUCCAUGGACCGCUCGCUCCUGAUCGCAUGUCCAAAGCACGGGUGGACUUCGAGCGGAGGGCUCCCCAUCCUUGCCUCUAAGGAGCAUUCGGGCUGUACUUCUUCCAAGACUGAUUUGUUUGUCUGUUUAGCCGUCCAGGGUACUUUCGAAUUUCUCCCCCACCCCAAAAGCCUCCCCCAAGCUCCAGAAACAUCCGUCUCUGCGGCUCUGAGGGGCUGCAUCCCCCAGCACAGCCCUUUGGACGUAUGCCCUGUUGGGGCCAUGACAGA